GGGGGCGUGGCCGGCCGGGGCGUCUCGCGCUGGGUGACAGCUCGCGCGUGCUGGUGAUGGCGGGCUUUGAAGCUGCCUGGCAGUGAGGACUUUGCAGUAAUUAAAUUCCCCGGGAUCCGUGGGAGGAUGACGGGGCUGCCGCGCGCCCCGGCCGCGGCGCGGCGGAGCAGAGGAUGUGUGAGCUGCACUCCGUCGGAGCAGCGACCCCUCCUGUGAGACAUGGAUAGAUGCAAACAUGUGGGGCGGCUACGACUCGCCCAGGACCACUCGAUCCUGAACCCCCAGAAGUGGCACUGCGUGGACUGCCACACCACCGAGUCGCUCUGGGCCUGCCUCAAGUGCUCCCACGUGGCCUGCGGGCGCUACAUCGAGGAGCACGCCCUGAGGCACUUCCAGGAGACCCAGCACCCCUUGGCCAUGGAGGUGCACGAGCUCUACGUCUUCUGUUACCUCUGCCAGGACUACGUCCUGAACGACAACCCCGAGGGCGACCUGAAGCUGCUCAGGAGCUCCCUGUCGGCCAUCAAGGGGCAGAGGAGCGGGAGGACGCUGCGCUCCAUGGCGCUGGCCGAGGACGCCUGGAGGAGGAGGAGCCCUCAGGGCCAGUCCCAGAUGCUCACGGCGCUGUGGCACCGGCGCCAGGCCCUGCUGGCGAGGGCUCUGCGCACCUGGUUCCACAAGAGCUCCCGGGGACAGCUGAAACUGAAGGAGAAGAAGCAGAUGGAGGAGCUGCAGAAGAAGAAGGAGGCGGCUCGGCAGCGGCGGCAGGAGAUGAAGAGGCAGCUCCUGGAGGAGCUGGCCAGCACCCCCCCGAGGAAGAGCGCCAGGCUGCUGUCCCACGUGCACAGGGAGAGCUUGAUCCCAAGGAAAUUCAGGGAGGUGGGCGCAGCUUCCCCUACCUCACGGCAGGUGCAGAGCAGCAGGUUGAAGCAGUUCUACUCCAUCCGGCGGCAGCCCCUGAUGACGCCCGGGGUGACGGGGCUGAGGAACCUGGGCAACACUUGUUACAUGAACUCCAUCCUGCAGGUGCUCAGCCACCUCCAGAAGUUCCGGGAAUGUUUCUUGACUCUUGAUCUCUGUGAAACGGAAGAACUUUUAGCUAAAACUGUGAACGGGAGGGCCAGGGUGCCUGGCAGGCUGGCGAAUGGGGCUGCUGCUGGCGAGCCGGGGAGGCCUGACAGGGUGGGCACGCAGAGCUCUCCGGCCGGCUUGAACGGGGGCUCCUCCAUCAGCCGGAGCUUGGAGCUGAUCCAGCCCAAGGAGCCCAGCUCGAAGCACAUCUCCCUCUGCCACGAGCUGCACACGCUGUUCAGGGUGAUGUGGUCUGGCAAGUGGGCCCUGGUGUCCCCGUUUGCCAUGCUGCACUCCGUGUGGAGCCUGAUCCCGGCGUUCCGCGGCUACGACCAGCAGGACGCUCAGGAGUUCCUCUGCGAGCUCCUGGACAAGGUCCAGCAGGAGCUGGAGUCCGAGGGCAGCAGGCGCAGGAUCCUCAUCCCCUUCUCGCAGAGGAAGCUCACCAAGCAGGUCCUCAAGGUGGUCAACACCAUUUUCCACGGGCAGUUGCUCAGCCAGGUCACCUGCAGGACGUGCAACUACAAAUCCAACACCGUGGAGCCCUUCUGGGACCUUUCCCUGGAGUUCCCGGAGCGGUACCAUUCCCUGGAGAAGGGGCUCCUGCCCGUGCCCCAGGCUGAGUGCCUGCUCACCGAGAUGCUGGCCAAAUUCACCGAGACAGAAGCCCUGGAGGGGAGGAUCUACGCCUGUGACCAGUGCAACAGUAAACGGCGAAAAUCUUCUCCCAAACCUCUUGUUCUGAGUGAAGCUAAAAAGCAGUUGCUGAUCUACAGACUACCUCAGGUCCUCCGGCUGCACCUUAAACGCUUCAGGUGGUCUGAGCGCAAUCACCGCGAGAAGAUCGGGGUCCAUGUCCUCUUUGAGCAGGUAUUAAACAUGGAACCUUACUGCUGCAGGGACUCUCUGCCCUCCCUUGCCACAGAUUCCUGUGUCUAUGACCUCUCGGCUGUGGUGAUGCAUCACGGGAAGGGGUUUGGCUCAGGACACUACACAGCCUAUUGCUACAACACGGAGGGAGGUUUUUGGGUGCACUGCAAUGACUCCAAACUGAAUGUAUGUAGCGUGGAGGAGGUGUGCAAGACCCAGGCCUACAUCCUCUUCUACACUCAGAGGACGCUGCAGGACAGAGCAGGAAUCCCAGAGCUCCCAACUCAGAAGAAUGAAACAGGAGAAUCCCCCUGGAUCAACACCCCCCAGUCCCUAAAAUCCUGCUCCAGCCCCAAGAGGAACAGGGCCACGCAAGGGGAGGAAUGUGAAAUCCCAAAUUCCACGUGGAGCUGGAAAAGCUACAAAAACAAAAAGUCUGUAUCUGAAAUCAGCCUGAUUUUGGGAAUUCUGUGGGGAAAAAAAAAAAAAAAAGAGCCUUAGCUGGACUAUUUACAGUCACUUCUACAGUUGCACCUCAGGUGUGGUUUUUUUGUCAUUUUGGGGCUUGGCUGUUCACAUUUCACCUUUUAAUCUGAAUAUUACAACUGGUGUCUGUUAAUUUGGGUUAUUUUUUUUUUAACAAUCAAAAAAUAUUAGGGUUUUUUUUUUAAUAUUCAGUUUUCAGGCAGGGAAGUUCUCCAAGUGUUUUUUCCUCCUCCCUUUUUGCUCCUUUUGUCUCAUCAGACAAACACGAGCUGCCAACCUUUGUUGCUGUGGGGGAAAAGCUCCUAAAUCCCAUUUUUUUCCCUGGGAAUUUCAACCUCCAGUCCUUGGGAAAACUGAGCAGAGCAAGCAAAAAACUUGGGAUUGUGUCAGAGAAAAAUUCCCAUUUCCCAACGUUCCUGAUGCCAGUGGCAGGCCUGGAGUGUCCUCCUCAAGGACAGCAGCAAGUGACAGGAGAAUCUAAUUAAUUCAUUAAUUAAGGGCUACAAAUGAAGGGCCUUGAGGGGCAGAUGGGGGGAGGGACUCACUGCUCGAUCCUUGUGGGUCCCUUCCAGCUCGGGAUAUUCCAGAAUUCCUGAAUAUUCCUGGCUCUUUUUUAUGCAGCCAGGUUUGUCCCAGAUCAUCCCCAAAUCAUCCCUGGAUCCAAGGCAGAGCCUGGCCCCGACACGGGGGGGAUUAAUUAGCAAAUUAAACCUGAGAUUAACCC
Vidua chalybeata is the source of this 3151-nucleotide messenger RNA. It is a transcript of the gene USP49, whose product is annotated as ubiquitin specific peptidase 49. The coding region runs from base 220 to 2442 and encodes 740 amino acids. Gene Ontology annotation, cellular component: cytoplasm. The record is from RefSeq and is a predicted model, not a curated record. Gene Ontology annotation, molecular function: zinc ion binding; cysteine-type deubiquitinase activity. Gene Ontology annotation, biological process: protein deubiquitination. NCBI's taxonomy places the organism in Eukaryota, Metazoa, Chordata, Aves, Passeriformes, Viduidae. The transcript is spliced from 9 exons.